CCUCGCGCCGCCCGCCGUCUUCGCUCUCCCCCAAAACUCCGAUCUGUUAGCUGACCCUCUGAAACCCACACCUCCGUUCGAACUUCCCGUGCGGGCCCACCUCAACCAACUCCCUUUAUGAUCAACACACAACACAGCAACAAUGGCUCGGCAGCCAGCGGAAGCACGGCCCCACCUGCCCACAACAAGCAGCCAUCGAUGGCUCCUAAAAAGACCGCGCUUAGGGAUUUACAGAAUGAAAAUGCAGGAACAACCCAGAAGCAGCAAAAUGGCCUACUUCUCGGUAAACUGAAUGGGGCCAAUGAGAACGUGAUGAAUGCGCGCAGGAGGUUCGAGCUGGAACUCGGUCGAGGGAAGCUCCAGAACAACAUCGAGAGGUUUUCGGAGUUGAAGAAUAUUGGUAAUGCUAAUCGUGCUCCAGUUCCCAUUUCUUCUGGUAAGAAUGGUAGUGUUAGUGGGAUGGCUGCUGCUAAUGCAGUGCCUUCGGAGGUUGCACGAGCGAUUGAGCCGAAGGUGACGGGUGAACAAGCGAGGGCCGAACGUUUUGUGCGGCUCCAGAAGUUUCUGAAGCAAUGUGACGAGACUAGACAAAUAGAGUACACUCAGAGGCUUCUGCGUUUGUCCCCUUCUGAGCUUAGCAAGCAUGCCGUGGAGUUGGAGAAAAGGGCAAUCCAGCUGACUAUCGAGGAAGGUGUGGUGACUAGAAACGAGAUGCAACGGAUGAAAACACUGAACAUUUUGGCGAAAUCUUCUCCAGCAAACAAUUUGCUGCAAUCAAAUCAGUUAUUGCCACCCCAUAAGCGCUAGCCAUAAGGUUUGUGGUGAAAUUUUGUGGGGGAUAAAUUGUUCUAAUGUUGACAAAAUCCUAAAUGGAACCUUUAGUCCUCUCUGUCCUUCAUAUCAGAGGCCUUUUAGAUCUAAUAAUGUACUGUUGUUUUGAGCAGCUACAUGUGAGAAUUGUGAUAAAUUGUUAGCCUGUAGUCAUGUGCUGCAAUUCAUCAAUCAUUUAUUGUUCCUAUGGCUAUAAGCAGUUGUUAAAAUGUAGCUUCUUGUGCCUUUGUUUCUCAAAACUAGUGUAUAACCGUGCGAUGCAUAGGCUAUAUUUAUAUAUAAAUUGAACGUUAAUAGACAAUAAAAGAAUUAUCAUACAAGUUGUCAGAUUAUAAAAUGCUCAGAAUGAAAAAUUACUUUCCCC
Striga asiatica is the source of this 1195-nucleotide messenger RNA. NCBI's taxonomy places the organism in Eukaryota, Viridiplantae, Streptophyta, Magnoliopsida, Lamiales, Orobanchaceae. The record is from the annotation of a GenBank genome assembly.